ACAGAAAGAAAAGUAAAGUGAUCGCAGCAAAAGCAGAGAAGACACGAUGGUCGACGUGGACGGUGCAACCUCGGAGUCGCCGAAGCGCCAUCCCAGCGGCUUGCUGCUCACCCUAUCGUCGAUUCUGGCUCUGAUAUCCAAGCGAGCAGGCCGCAUGGGUGGGAGCAAGCCCAAGCCCAAGCCCAAGCCCAAGGCCUCCGAUGAGACCGACUUGAGAGUGGAUCCCAACAAGCCCAAGUCGCGGCCCAAGAAGCUUCUGAGCAACAUAAGCAGCAAAGCCUUCCACAAGAAGAGUCCCAAUCCCAAAGAAGAGAAAGAGAGCGCCGAAGCCUGGGGAAACGGCGGCGUUUGGCAGAAGGAGAUUCUCAUGGGUGACAAGUGCGAGCCCUUGGAUUUCUCCGGCGUUAUUUAUUACGAUGGCAACGGCAAACAGCUCAGCCAAAUCCCUCUCAGGUCGCCACGUGCCAGUCCCUUGCCCGGUUACCUCACGCGCCGCCCUCUCAAAUGAAUCACUUCCCUUCGCACGUGUCACUUUUUUCUUUUUCUUUUUUUAUUUUUUUUUAAUUUUCAUAUUGCUGCUUCUGCUUGUUUUGUUUGUUGGAAACAUUUUAUUUGUACAGUGUCUGUGUGAGAGCCUCCUUAAUUAGUCACAAUCAAAUUUUAAUUACUUCCCUUCACGA
Molecule: messenger RNA, 680 nt
Organism: Cajanus cajan (pigeon pea)
Lineage: Eukaryota; Viridiplantae; Streptophyta; Magnoliopsida; Fabales; Fabaceae
Source: RefSeq, a predicted model, not a curated record